AUGGCCGGCACUGAGGGCAAAAGCAACCUCUCCUUCAUCCUCAACAAGCCCCACGACGUUGAGUUCGCCGAGCGCCCCAUCCCCAAGCUGUCCGACCCCCACGAAGUCCUUGUCGCCGUUAACUACACUGGUAUCUGCGGCUCCGAUGUCCACUACUGGGAGCAUGGCGCCAUCGGCCACUUCGUCGUCAAGGACCCCAUGGUUCUCGGCCACGAGUCCGCCGGCACCGUCAUCCAGGUCGGCGAGAACGUGAAGAACCUCGUAGUUGGCGACCGCAUCGCCCUCGAGCCCGGCUACCCCUGCCGUCGAUGCGGCGACUGCCUUGCCGGUCACUAUAACCUGUGCCCUGACAUGCGCUUCGCCGCGACUCCCCCCUACGACGGCACCCUGGCCGGUUUCUGGACUGCGCCCUCCGACUUCUGCUACAAGCUUCCCGAUAACGUCUCGCUGCAAGAGGGAGCUCUGAUUGAGCCGUUGGCCGUUGCCGUUCACAUCACCAAGCAGGCCCAGAUCACCCCCGGCGCCUCCGUUGUCGUCAUGGGCGCCGGCCCUGUUGGUCUGCUCUGCGCCGCCGUCGCGAGGUCGUUCGGUGCCACCAAGGUCGUCAGCGUCGACAUCGUCCAAUCCAAGCUUGACUUCGCCAAGGACCUCGCCUCUACUCACACCUACCUCUCCCAGCGCAUUUCCGCCGAGGAGAAUGCCAAGGCUCUCAUCAAGCAGUGCGACCUCGGCGCGGGAGCUGACUGUGUUAUCGACGCCAGCGGUGCCGAGCCCUCUAUCCAGACCAGCUUGCACGUUGUCAGGAUGGGCGGCACCUACGUCCAGGGCGGUAUGGGCAAGUCCGACAUCAAUUUUCCCAUCAUGGCUCUCUGCUUGAAGGAGGUUACUGCUCGCGGCAGCUUCCGCUACGGCCCUGGUGACUACAAGCUCGCCAUUGACCUCGUUGCCAACGGCAGCGUAAACGUCAAGAAGCUCAUUUCCGGCAUUGUCGAGUUCAAGCAGGCAGAGGAGGCCUUCAAGAAGGUCAAGGAGGGUCAAGUGAUCAAGAUCCUCAUCGCCGGCCCCAACGAGAAGGUCGAUGGGACUUUCAGCACCGAGGUGGACCCCAAGAAGGCAGCCGAGAACGGCAACCAGGGUGGGUGCUGCUGA
Messenger RNA from Colletotrichum acutatum, 1149 nucleotides. RefSeq names its product alcohol dehydrogenase GroES-like domain-containing protein. Gene Ontology annotation, biological process: D-sorbitol catabolic process. The transcript is spliced from 2 exons. NCBI's taxonomy places the organism in Eukaryota, Fungi, Ascomycota, Sordariomycetes, Glomerellales, Glomerellaceae. The coding region runs from base 1 to 1149 and encodes 382 amino acids. Gene Ontology annotation, molecular function: zinc ion binding; L-iditol 2-dehydrogenase (NAD+) activity. The record is from RefSeq and is a predicted model, not a curated record.